AUGACUAUGAUGCUCCGACGGACUUGGCAGUGUAAAAACCGAUUAUUACUUAGAGCGCAAUGCCGCCAGUUAUUUAGUGUGAAAGACAGUAAAGACAAAAAUGAGGUGGGUUCCUCGGAAGGUGGUCUGAGUGCCGAGGAAUACACUCAAUUCCGGAAGGACAAACUGUCCCAUAUCCAGAAUUGGUAUCCACAUCGAUUUGAAGUGAGUCAUUCGGUGAAGUCCAUUUUGGACACUUUUGGUCAUUUGAAACCAUCGGAAAGUGAUAUCGAACAAAGGGUGUCGAUUGCAGGACGAAUCUCCAAGAUCCGGAAUGCUGGACGAAGACUUGUGUUCUUGGAUGUUUACCACUUGAAUGCAAAAAUGCAGGUCAAGAUCCAAGAAGACACUUUCCAAGGUGAUAUGAACGAUCAAAUCCGGGUUCUCAGACGUGGGGAUAUUGUCGGGAUAUCCGGGUAUCCGGGCCGAACGCAAGCCGGAGAGUUAUCAGUUUUGGCUCAGAAAGUAGAGCUCUUGGCCCCUUGUUUGCAUCUAAUGCCCAAUGAUAAGGUGGAGUUGGAGAAUGUGGACAAGCGAUUCCGAAGAAGAUAUGUGGAUUUCCUGGGAGAUCGGGGUAAAAUGGAGGUCUUCAAGGUUCGAUCGCAAAUCAUCAAAAGGAUUCGCUCCUUCUUGGAUGAGCGAGAUUUUUUGGAGGUCGAAACGCCGGUGUUAAGCUCCAAAGUGGGCGGGGCAUCGGCCGAGCCUUUCAAAACGCAUCAUAACGAUCUAGGGAUCGACAUGUUCAUGCGGAUCGCUCCUGAAUUGUAUCUGAAACAAUUGGUGAUUGCCGGAUUCGAUCGGGUCUACGAGAUCGGAAAACAGUUCAGGAAUGAGGGCGUCGAUUCCACUCAUAAUCCGGAAUUCACCACUUGCGAAUUUUAUCAGGCCUAUGCGGACUACAAAGACUUGAUGAGUUUGACCGGGACAUUGGUGCGCAAGAUCGUCACUGAGCAUUUCGAUGAAGAACUCAAGGUCCCCUACAUGAUGAAGGGUCGGCCCAUCAUCCUGGAUUUCAAGGCCAAGUUCAAUCGCUACGACUACUUUGGCUCGAUCGAAGCGGCUCUCAACCAAUCCUUGCCUAGUCCUGAGGAGAUCCAUCAAGACCACGAAUCUACUCGGAAGGUUCUCAAGAACCUCUGUCAUCAAAAUGGAAUCGACUCGAGUCGAGCUCGGAGUUCGGCCAACCUUUUGGACAAGCUUUUCGGGCAUUUCGUCGAGCCCGAGUUGGCUCAGCCCACCUUUAUCUUGGACCACCCCCAAGCAUUGUCUCCCCUGGCCAAGCCUCAUCAAUCGAAAGUGGGCGUGGCGGAGAGAUUCGAGUUCUACAUCGCAGGGCAAGAGAUCGCCAAUGCAUACACAGAAUUGAAUGACCCUGAUACGCAAAGGCGCUACUUCCAGAAUCAAAGCCAGGAUGAGGACACUCUGGUGGACGAGGAUUAUGUUCAGGCCCUGGAAUUUGGUCUCCCGCCCACCGGAGGCUGGGGAUUGGGUAUUGAUCGCCUCACGAUGAUCUUAACCAACCAAACACGUAUCAAGGAAGUCAUUUUCUUCCCUACUCUCCGUCCCAUUAAGAAAUAAAUCCCGCCACAACUUUGAAUCUUUCCAAACAA
Molecule: messenger RNA, 1649 nt
Organism: Tigriopus californicus
Lineage: Eukaryota; Metazoa; Arthropoda; Copepoda; Harpacticoida; Harpacticidae
Exons: 1
Coding region: 1-1617 (538 amino acids)
Biological process (GO): lysyl-tRNA aminoacylation
Cellular component (GO): cytosol; cytoplasm
Molecular function (GO): lysine-tRNA ligase activity; ATP binding; tRNA binding
Source: RefSeq, a predicted model, not a curated record